Messenger RNA from Punctularia strigosozonata HHB-11173 SS5, 909 nucleotides. RefSeq names its product mitochondrial genome maintenance MGM101. Gene Ontology annotation, cellular component: mitochondrial nucleoid; mitochondrial chromosome. Gene Ontology annotation, biological process: recombinational repair; interstrand cross-link repair. The record is from RefSeq and is a predicted model, not a curated record. Gene Ontology annotation, molecular function: single-stranded DNA binding. The coding region runs from base 1 to 813 and encodes 270 amino acids. The transcript has 5 exons. NCBI's taxonomy places the organism in Eukaryota, Fungi, Basidiomycota, Agaricomycetes, Corticiales, Punctulariaceae.
AUGGCGGCGCAGUCCUUCUUGCGGCGCGUCUCCACGGCUGGCGCAUCGCGCAGAGUAACAAGUCUUGCGAGCAUUCGCACAACCCCCUCCUCGCGGCCCGCGUAUGCAUCAUUCUUGCACCAGCGUGCGGCCAGCACUCAGGCUAACUUCGAAGACGUCCUCGCCGAAGCAGGGACGGCCGCUCCCCGACAUCCGGUUCCAACCACUCAAACCACGCCCGUUCAAACCGCUUCUAAUCCUUCUGCGAGCCCUUUCCCGAUGGACGAGCCUCCGACGUCACUGGAGGGAGAAACGGACUGGUCGAAGAGUUACCAGGGUCUGAGCCAGGAGGCGUUCUCUAAAGAGGUUGCAGACGUACUGCUCGCCCCGAUCGAUCCGUUGGACGUUGAAUGCAAGCCUGAUGGCCUCAUUUACCUCCCGGAGAUCAAAUACCGACGUAUUCUAAACAAGGCAUUCGGGCCUGGUGGCUGGGGACUCGCUCCCCGAAGCCCCACGAAUGUUAGCCAGAAGAUUGUUAGCCGAGAGUAUGCUCUGGUUUGCUUGGGCAGACUGGUGGCUGUUGCUCGUGGUGAACAGGAAUAUUUUGACCCUAACGGGAUUCCGACGGCAACGGAAGCUGCCAAGUCUAAUGCUCUUAUGCGGUGUUGUAAAGAUCUCGGUAUAGCUAGCGAACUCUGGGACCCUCGAUUCAUUCGAGAAUUCAAAGCGAAGCAUUGUGUCGAAGUCUUCGCCGAACAUGUCCCAACCAAGAAGAAGAAGAAGCUGUGGAGGCGCAGGGAUCAGCCGAAGUUUGAUUACCCUUGGAAAGAGUAGAUUCGUGGGCAUCCAUCAGUACUCUUCGUCCACUCUAGAGCGGAGUCAUGUGGGUCUUGUACGUUACAGCUUCCAUUAAUCGCAUUCAUCGCUGCC